GGCGGGAAGAGGUCGGGCCUCACCGAUGGCGGGAGGCGGGGAAGAGUAACGCAAGCAGCCGCGACGCCAUUUGCUGCUGCUGAGCGUGGGUGCAGGCGGUUCUCAGUAGAGCCGGGUCGCGAGACUGUGCCGCGCACGCUACUCGGCCUCCAGCGCAAGCUUAGUCCCACGCGCUUCUUCUUAGCCCCCGUCGCGCCCCUCGUAGGAGUCGCGGACGCCGGAGCCACCCGGGAAGAAGUCAGAGAAGCCGCGCGGCCGUCGUAACCGCCAUGCCCAAGAAUAAAGGUAAAGGAGGUAAAAAUAGACGCAGAGGUAAGAAUGAGAAUGAAUCUGAAAAAAGAGAACUGGUGUUCAAAGAGGAUGGGCAAGAAUAUGCCCAGGUAAUCAAGAUGUUGGGAAAUGGACGAUUAGAAGCGAUGUGCUUUGAUGGUGUGAAGAGAUUAUGUCACAUCAGAGGGAAAUUGAGAAAAAAGGUUUGGAUAAAUACCUCAGACAUCAUAUUGGUUGGUCUCCGAGACUACCAGGAUAACAAAGCUGAUGUGAUUCUAAAAUACAAUGCAGAUGAAGCAAGAAGUCUAAAAGCAUAUGGCGAGCUUCCUGAGCAUGCUAAGAUCAAUGAAACUGAUACAUUUGGUCCUGGAGAUGAUGAUGAAAUUCAGUUUGAUGACAUCGGGGAUGAUGAUGAAGACAUUGAUGAUAUCUAAAUUGAACCCAACAUUCUACAUUCCAAUUUUUCGGAAGAUUGUCCUGCAGUGUGGAUUUUGGCCAUAACCCUCCAAGAAGAAGUUUUCAUUAGUAUGAUUGUAAUUUAUUAAGGCAGUUUGAUUUGGUUCUAAGGUAUUUGUUUCUGUAAAAACUGUUAAUGCUGAAUUAUCUGAAGUGAAAUGUUAAGCCCACUUCAUUCUUUUGAUGUAAUGGAGCUCACGGGUAGAAGACCACAUGUAUUUCAAAAAUAGUGCAUUACUGCCUUUCCUGCUCUGACCACUCCCAGUUAAGUAAAUGGGUGUUUUGAAUAAGCCAUUUGCUUUGUAUUCAUUACAGAUUGUGAUUAAUUCCUAACUUCCAACUAGCCUGUUGACUAUAUAGAAUCUCUCUAUAUUCUGGUUACCUAGAUGUUCCCUAAAGAUUUUGAUAACAAUUUAAAGGAGGCCUAAAUCUGCAUUUGAAUUAAAAAACAGUAGGUUUGUUUUCCAUAUAUUAGUAGCAUGUGGCUAUUUUUAUACUAAUUUUUAUAUCAUUACAUUGUUUUCAUGAUUUUACUUUGCCAUCAUAAACAUAUGGGCUGGGGGAAGCAUUUCCCAAAAGUAGUUUUUAGAACCUGGGUUUUAAUACCAGUUUUGAAUUUAUAAGUUUAGUUGCAGAAAUUAAACACUAGGUGGCACCCACUUACCUUAACAGUGGAGAUACUGGUAUCCUCCUUGAGGUGUUUUUUUUAACUACUGUGCAUAGAAAAUUUCCCAGACAAGAAAAGACUGUUUUGAUCAUAUCUAUGUAGGCUAUUUUUACAAAACAAAAAGACUGUUUGAAAAUGUUAUUUUCAGGGCUGGGGAUUUAGCUCAGUGGUGCCGCCGCCUGCCUCGCAAGCGCAAGGUCCUGAGUUUGAUCCCCGGUACCCAAAAAAAAAAAAAAAAAAUGUUAUUUUCAGAAGUCAUCAUGUAGUUAUAAUAGUGACUGUUUCAUAAACAUUUAAUAAGGGCUGGGUGUGUAACUCAGUGAAAAGUCCCUGGGUUCAAUCCUCAGCACAGUGCUGGGAGGAAAAAAAAAAGAUGGUCUUCAAUUUCUGAAUAGAAGAGAGAGCUACUGUGUGAAAUACGCUAAAAUGUCAUGCUGCAGAAUAUAUUAUAUCCUCACUUUCUAAUAAGGUUUUAUGAUAUGGGCGAUUUGGUGGUAUAUGUGCUGCCAAAGUGAGCUCGAUAUGGGCAGUUUGGAUUGAUGGGGUUUUUUGUUUCUGUUUUUGCUUGUAUUGGUAAUUUAGGUUUACCUUUCCUUUUAGUUUAUCAGCUUUUCUAAUUAAAUGAAGUUAGGGCUGAGCUAGUCAAGCUUCACUAGCUACAUUAAAAUAUGCCUUUUUAAAGCAGAUGCAUAUGUAGCUUGUGGAACUUUUACUAUGUUGGUCUCUAGAGAACUUUUCAGUGAUGGAAAGUAAUACACAAAGGAAUGAACAAGAUCUUUUAAAAUCUCACUUUUAACUAAUUUUCUUUCUUAGGUAUGCAAACUCUGAAUUCAAACUAUGAGGUACUAUAAACAUUACUGCAGUGCAUUGUUGUGGUUCCUGUUUCUUAUUCUGUGGAAUUUCUGUGCACUUACCUAGGUGGAUGCAUCUAAGACCAAGGGCUGGUUUUUAAUAACUCAGAAGAAACCAUCCUUGAAGAAUUUACUUGGCAAUUGUCUUCCUCAGUAACCUAAACCUAGGGUAUUUAUGCUUGUAUACCUAAAAGUGUUUUUGCUGAAUUUACAGUGUAUAUAUAUAUAUCCUUACGUGUGAUUUUACAAAGAAUGUUUGAACUCUGCAUAUGUGAUACAGUUUUGGUAGCGAUAGUACAAUUCAAAAAUAAGUUUUUCUAUGUACCGCCUCUAACAAAUAUGGUUUAAGAGUUUUUUAAAAAGUACUAUGACCCCAAAUCAUGUACCUGCUGAUGGUAUAUUUUUUCAUGUGUUGGUAAUAACAGCCAAAUCUAGUGCUGUUUACAUCCUGGAAAAUCUAGAUUGGUAAUUAUUAAAAUAGUUGAGGUGCAAUUGUAGCUCAUACACAGUGCUACUAUGAGAAAUUCUUUGACUAACUAGUAUUUGAUGUGGAAAUUGUAUCGUUUCGCUGAUUCAUGUUUCAAGUAAGGAAUGGAAGUGAUCCACAAGAAAACCUGUUUUUUGUUUUAUUUGGUUUUUUUGGUUAUAUUUUUUAUUCCCAUAAUACAGUGCUAUAAGCAAUACUCAGAAAAUAAAAUAUUUGAAGUCUAAAAAUAAUACUUCUUACUGCUAAGAAGGUAUAAUUAUUACUAAUCAAUUUGAUAGGGAUACAUUUUUAAUGCAGUCUAUUCUACUUCCACUUAGAAUAUAUGGUGUUAUGUUACUAAAGUAGCUAAAUAACCAAACAAAGGAUUUGUGCAAAAAGACUUGCCAAAAUUUACUUGACUGUUGAAUCUUGAACAUCCAGCUUUUAUAGGGACUUCUUAAGAAGCCCAUAAACUAUGCAUGAUGAAAAUUUUUUUAUAUUUUAUUGAAAAAUAGCCAUUGGUUUACUCAUCACAACUAUGGAAUCAUGGCUAUAAAUAGCUGCUUAAAAACUGUGUGACUUGUAAUUUAACUUAAUCUCAUCUCUUACAUAAAUAUUACACUAUGAUGUUGAAUAACAUCUUUAGUAGGAAUAAACUGCUGUCAAUCUUGACUUCAGAGAAACUCUGAGUAAUCAAAUAGAUAAAAGCAUGUUUUGAGUAAAAUAGGUAGAGUUCUACUUCAUUUGUAUUGUGUACAGAUUUAACAAUAUCCAGCAUUGUGGCCUGACAGAUAAAAGUAUCAGAAUGAAAAUGAGGUUCCUUGUGUUACCUGACUGUCAAAUAAUUAAAAGGAUUUAUAUUAAUUUAAGAUGUUUAUACUGCUCAGUAAGGGUAAGUUUCAUUUAUAUUGUUAGGAACACCCACAAAUUUUUGCAGACUACUUUGUGUCUUUGGUUUACCUUAAACCCCCUCCCCCUUUUUAAAUUUUGAGACAGGGUCUUACUAGUUGCCCAGGCUAAGGUCAAACUUGCAGUCCUGCCUUAGCUUCUCAGAGUGCAACCACUGAGCUUUUUAUCCUUGCUUUUUUUCCCUUCCUAUUCAGGAAAGAAUAACUUCUAAAUUAAGGCUUAAUACAUGUGUGAGAAAACACUAGACUCUCAGGUAUAAAAUGAACUGAGCAAUUUGGAGAGUGUAUUGGAUUUUGCCCCCACCCCCAGUACUUUUGAGGCAGUGUGCUAGAAAGGGAAGAGCAGGGGUCCCUAGGGUCCAGUGGCCUAUACCACAGCCCCACUUUGCCCUCUGCUGCCAGUAACCACAAGUGCUUUCUACAGCUUAUCUCAGAUUCAGGCUCCAAACCUGUAAGAUACAGAUGAUCAGAACAGUACCUGCCUCACAGAAUUGCUGGGAGAAUUAGUAAUGUAGAUGUUUAUAUAUGUGAUGCACUUAGAACAGUGUCUGGCUCUUUUCACUUUGAUGUCCAGGACUGUGUAAGAAAAUGCAUGUCUUCUGAAUUCUCUACUUACCAUAUCUUUUGCUUGCAGUCUUUGAUUCCUAUAAUAGAAGGAACAGUAGAAUUUAUAUUUGUAUAUUCAUGUGGACACAUAAUUGCUUCCAACCUUGUUUAAAAUUUCAGUGUAAGACUAAGAAGUCUCAAAGUUGCUUGAAGAUAUUUUAUAGAAUACUAACUGCUCUAUAUUUCUUUAUAGAAAGUUUAUAGUUGCUAGUAUUGAUGGCUAUGGGCAUCUCAUUUUUAAGUUUUAAUGAACUCUUUUACUAUAGAAUCAUGACAACUAAUUAGUACUGACUCGUUUAGAGGUUUCUUUUCUCACCAUAUGUAAUACUGUAAAGAAAUCAGAUGCAAACUGCUACAACUAGAAAAUAAAAUAUAAACCAGCUUUCAA
Molecule: messenger RNA, 4612 nt
Organism: Heterocephalus glaber (naked mole-rat)
Lineage: Eukaryota; Metazoa; Chordata; Mammalia; Rodentia; Bathyergidae
Gene: Eif1ax
Product: eukaryotic translation initiation factor 1A X-linked
Biological process (GO): translational initiation
Molecular function (GO): RNA binding; translation initiation factor activity
Source: RefSeq, a predicted model, not a curated record